Molecule: messenger RNA, 12396 nt
Organism: Symbiodinium sp. CCMP2592
Lineage: Eukaryota; Dinophyceae; Suessiales; Symbiodiniaceae
Source: the annotation of a GenBank genome assembly
AUGUUCGCCAACUCAACGACUUGGAGAUCCAAAGAGGAGGAGCAGAAGGGCCGUGCAGCUAUCCAUGCAAGCCAGGUGAAUCGCUACAGUGCCGCAAACGCACGGGCUUUCGCAUCGGCGACUGCGAGCCAAGAAGACCUAGAAGCAGAGCGCCAGACUUCAUUGAAGCGAAGGCAGCAAAACGAAGACGAAGUGGCAGCUCUGCUUCAGGAGGCUCAGAGCGCGCAAAGCGCAUCUCUCACGCUGCGCCUCCAGGCCAACAAGGACAAAAGCGACAACAAGGAUAAGGGCAAGGAGAAGAAGCUUCCGGGCUUCGUUGCCGUCAAGAAGGCCAAGCCGAUGCCCGCAGCCACCAGCGAAGGUCCUGCAGACGCACGGCAUUUCGCAGCGGCGGCCUUCAGCCUGCAGGAGAACCGAGAGACGGAUGGUGCCCGCGUUUGCGUCGCUGGUGGCCUUGCAGCUGUGAUGGACGCCUUGCUCCGACACGCAUCGAAUUUCCAGGGCGUCAGCGAUCAGGAUGCAUCACAGGUGACGCUGCACUAUUCGGGGAAGGCUGAGGGCCCGACUGCGAUGUUCGGACUAGAUCCUGGAGGUUUUGAGAAGGCAUCUGAGAGCUUGCUUUUGGUUGCACCCGAGUACGCUUCGCUGCGAUCUCUCGUUCUGGAUUACUUCACCUCCAUCCGCCGAUGCUUGUCUGAUGACCACGUCGUGUUUUCGUUUGACAGGUCCAUGCAUUGCGGCGACGGCGAUCGGAAGUUCAUUGAGCAAAUCGGCCUCUCGAUUGGUGUGCCCGCUGCUCGACGUGAAGCCCAUCUUCUCAUCACCGGGGAAAGGCCCGAGCUGCUUGAGCUGUUCUUGGAGCUUGGCUGGUUUCGGGACGUCGUGUUCUUGUGGAAGAUGCUGAUCCUACCCAGCGGAAGUGGGCCUCCAGAGGGCACUUGGCGGGCCACCGACUCCAUCCUGCAGUGGUCAUGGCACAAGGAUCGCUUCGUGGUCCGCGGGUUCAACAUGGAGUUGGUGCCGGAGGAGGGCAAGAAAGGUAUCGGCGAGGUGAUCAAGAAACCCUUCGACUGGCUUUUCGGCAAGUACAAGUCCCGAAGCAAGGCAGUUAGCGCCGCAGAUGCGAGCGUGUUGGCUGGCUCCAAGAUCGAUACAGAGGACGAUGUGCUUUUCCUGGAACAUACGCCAGACUUUAAUGAGACCCUGAAGCCGGCCGACAGUGAGCUGCUGCUGACGUACCUCACCGCACCGUACAUCCGUGUGCCGCUGCUACUGGGAUUCUUCGCCGACCGUGAGCGAGUGUCACUGCUUCGUGAGCCUCUUUUACAGGCAGUGCUGGAUGCUGCAUUGUUCGAGCCUGGACAAUGGCAAAGUAAGCAGGCAGCAGUUACGGGACCGCCGAGUGCUGUGCCUGCACCGGACCGAAAUCACCUGGCCACGCCGGCAGGGCUACUUUUCAACGAGCUCCUGCGCUCACCAAGAGUGUUGCUGGACACGAUCCGCUUGCUAUUGGAUGUCGCCGUGGAAAAAGAUCCUGGCCACCCGGGCAGUGCGAAUGAGGGGCUUAUCCUCUAUUUGGUGCGGCUUGCCACUCGUGUGCAAGCGUAUUUGCUUUUCCUCGUGCAGCACGCCAGGACUGGAGCUUACUUGGAAAGGGCUGGUGCCCACUGGGAGGCGAAGGUGCGAGGGCUGCCGACUGAAGACAAGGGCCAGGAGAUCCUGAGUUGGCUCCAAGGACUUCAUUCUGAACUUCGAGACGUGCUGGAGGGCAAGGUCACCGACAUGCUGCUGUACUGGGCCAAGGUGGCGGCAAAGAAGAAGGAGGAUUUGCUGGUCUCCGGCUGCCGGGCCCAUGCCCACCUCGCACUGAUCUACGGCACGAAUGGGUUGGAGUUCACAAGCCGAAGUGCCGCAAUUUUCUUGUCUGCUCAGGCUUUCCUCAACGUGAACCACAGGUGGUUUACGAAAAAGGACAGCGCAUCAACUCCGAAGCUCGGUAUUUGCGAAUUCGAACUUUUCGACGUUUUCGAAGGCCGACGCAGCGUGCUAGCAAAGUGGCUGCGUGAACACAAAUCCGAUGCCGACCAUGUUCUGCAAAGAGUUGAAUGGGUGGCAACGUUCAGAGGCACCAUCGAUGGCUUAGACGUCGGUGAAGACUUCCAGGAAAUGGAAUGGGUCGAGCUUCCGGCUGAACCAGGAGACUACGUUCCCAAGGUUGCAGAGCCGAAGCCGGAGUGGCGCCAGCCAAAGCCUGGAGAAGAUUUCCAGAGCUGGCUGACUCGAGUGACGAAUGGGCCGAAGGAGAGCAGUGGCCAGAUUUCUGUCAAUCUGGGACGCUACAAGGUAAAGGGUCAGGGGAUGUCUUUGAUACCCGAGUGGGCCGUUGAGAACAAGGACUUUCAAGAUGCUUUCGGGCGUGCCGAUGUACACUGCUCUGACAUAGAGGUGUCGGCACACCGGACAUGGAAGCGGAUUGUCGGCCACCACCAUGACCUUCAGAGAUGGGAGACGGAUACUCGAAAGCUUGAAGACGAUCCACACAGUUCGCAGAGCACCAAGUUUGAACCGGCCAAGCUAGCGGACAACGAGAAGUGGCUGGCACACAUUCUCUCGCCGCUGCGCAUCUCUGGACGAUUACAUAUUCAAGAGUUGUCGUCCGAUGAGGCGCGUUUGAUAUUGGUGGUGCAGGUGGAGGAGUCGACGCGUCAGCUCAAAGAGGCCAGGCAGGGCCACCUGUCCAUGACACCACAACUUGUGGACUGCGGAAGCAUUCUUGUGAACGUUUGUCAGGAUGGUGAAGUGACCGCAAGCUGGAGCCUCGCGACGGGAAGUUUGGACAAGCUCCAUCCGCCUGUACCGAGUAUCCUGAUCUAUCGGCAAGUGGUUGCAAACCUCGGUCGGCAGCUUUUCAUGCCAUCUCGCUUCUUGCGUGGCUUGGUGCCCAGCGCUUUGCUGGAGCGCUACAGCUUUUGGCGCUCGGACGGAGCUCCAGACAGCGCAGGCUGUCUCACAGGUGACGAGCUACAGCCGUGCGAUGGCCCAACGCGGCUCCAGGUGACCUUGUGCCGCGGCAAGAUGGGAGUCAGUGCCACUGUGCGAAGAGUGUGCUUGAAGCCCUCGCCAGGUCCGUACCAUUCGUGGGACACUGAUGACUCAAAAGCUGCCGAGGUUCUGGUGAAUCUUCGCCACAGCUCCUCGUUGAAGUUUGCAUCUCUCUUGGCCCGAAUCGAGGACCUCUCACACAUUCUCGCCUGGAGUUCUGAGGAAGGCGAUCGCGUGCGUCGGGUUGAGUUUCCAAGGCUGUGGCUUUCGUUUCAGGAGCGUGGCGGCCACCUCCACUGCGAACAGCACAGUGGCUUCUGGUUGGCUGAGUGCAAAUGGUCGAACAAGGUUUGCAGGCUCCUGCAGCAGUUUGGUGGUGGCACCUUACUUUUGGAAAACGAUUCUGGUGAGUAUGCCAUCUUGGUAUCUGCUGCUGCGCAGCCAGUGCGUCCGUCGACAUGGGCUGCGGAUGGAACUCCCGAGAAGCUCCUACCAGGGCAGCUUGCGUUCCGCCGCGGCCGCGAGGAAUGGUUGCAGAAUUUGGAUGGUCCUCGGCACUACAGGUACGACGUGCAUUUCUCGCAGAUGUUUAUCUUCACGCCAACACUUGCUGCCGGUUUGUACUUCUUGCUUUGUCGCUUUAUGACAUGGCACUUUGCCGAGGCUGUCAGCAUGGCUGAAACGAUCACUGAAGCCUGCACCGAAGAGGAAAAGCAGCUGUGGGAUGCUAUGAAAGCUCUGGAAGCUGACUGCCACGCGGAUGCUAUUGCUUGCCGCCUUCACCUUUCAAUGGCGAUUUCACCCUAUGCUGUAUCGCUACCGUGGAGUACAGCGGGACAGUUUCUGGAAUAUACGAGGAAACGACAUUUGGUUUCGACUUCUUGCGCUUUGUCACUGAAGCAGGAGCUGUCAGUUCUGAAGUUGGAUGAGGUCCGACACUCCAAGAAGUUUUCCAAGCUGAAGGCAUAUCAAUCCACAGUGCAGGCUUUGGCAGCCUGCAAAGAGGGCAAAGUCCACCUGCCAGUCGACUUGGGCCCACUGGCUGACGAUUCCGGAUUCGACCGCGUGGUGGAUAGGUCCUUCUUGAAGGACUUGAACUUCUUCGAAAAGAUUGCAGCAAGCGCCAAAGGUGUGGCCUACAAUCGACCCAAGGUUGCGGCCAUGGUGGGUAUCGACGGCAUGCGUUUCCUGAAUGAUCUGUUCGGGGGCAUCCGCGGAGGAUGUGCCGAUGUCCCCUUGUUUUUUCUCUACGAACUGUUCACCGGAACCAUAUCCGUGGAGGUGGUGAACAAGGACAACCAGCAGGACCUCGCAAGCCUGCUGCUCCGCGUGAUCGCAGGGUCCCAGACAGGUGCAGAAUGGUCUGUGCUGAGAGCUCUGGAGAGGAAUCCACAGGUGUGCGGCUGCAUGCCGCAAUGGGGCUCAGACGAGGCGAAGCGAAGCUGGGCACUUCCAGGUGGGCACCACUUUGACCGCAACUCCGUUUCCACACUCAUGAAGGCUGCUUCAAACAAGCUGAAAAGCCUGGAGAAGGACUUAUGCAUGCCGAGCUUUGCCGAAGCUCCGCAGAUCCAGACAUCACUGGCGAUUGAAGAUGCCGCAGGCUUCAGCAGCAGCAUCCGCUUCCAGUCGCCGCCACUUACGGCUGACGUCAGAUGCUGUUCUAGGGCAUCCAAAAUGACAGCGGAGAUUUCCGCGAAGCAACCACUGGCAAGCUUGUCCAAGUACUUGGAGCGCACAGAGGACCGAGAGCGAAAGGCCCCUGGCCUCAAUGCAGUUGGGUCAUCUUUGGAGGUUCUGGCACGGGGCUCUUGUGCACAGACGGACAUUGGUCGAAGAGGAAUUCAGCGAUGUCAGCAAGAGGUGCAGACAGCGCUGUCCGAAGAAGUCAGGGUCAAUCUGAGCAUAGACCCCUCCAAGCUGACACUUCUAGAGAAAGAGCUUCGGAAAGUUAGAGACGAGGACAGAAGAGCAUUGUCGGAAACUGUAGACCGCCUGACGAUUGCUGCGAAUGCCGGCAGUGAUGUGGACUGGUUGGGAAGGCAUUGUGGACACGUUCCUCGACUUGAUUUCUCUGAUCUCCUCCGAGUCCUGAUGGCAGAGGAGCCUCACAGCACGGAUGCACUUCAACGGGCAAAUCCCAUGCUGAAAGAGGGGGACAUGGAGGCCUUGAUGGAAAAGGCUGUCGAUGGUCUCUGUCGUGGCGUGCGGAUUGGCCAGGCCUGCAGAAGCCUCGCCUUGGUGACCAAGCUUUCAGCGGCUUUAGCUCGAGCCACCAAGGACAGCACAGAAGUGGCCGUUCUCCAGGCUCAACUUGCAGCCCAGCUUCGCGCAGAGCGCUUCUUCUGCAAAGUUCGGAGCCAGAUGGUCUGCUUGGACCCUCGUCUUCUCGUUUUUGAGUUCCUUUGCAACAUUCUGCUGCGUGAGGGCCAGGUGAGGCUGUUGGGAACCUUCCUACACCGUGCAGCAGGAGGCCAGUCCCUGUGCCAUCAGAUGAUCAUGGGCGCCGGGAAAACCACUGUGAUAACGCCUCUGCUUGUGCUGCUACUGGCGAACAGUCAACGGCUGGUUUGUGCUUGCAUGCCUGCUGCUCUACUCGAGAUGUCACGAGCGGUCCUGAUCGAGCGCUUCUCCUCACCAGCUAUGAUGAAAGCCGUGCUCACUCUGCAGUUUGACAGGGCGACGGUGCCAUCAGCUGCACUUUGCCAAAAGCUUCUGACAGCUGAGCAGAGACAAGCUGCUUUGGUGGCAACUCCAACGGCCUUGAAAAGCAUCGUCCUGAAACGGCUCGAGCUGCUGAACCAGCUGGACAACAGUCGAAGGUGCAAACUCCAGCAGGGCGAUGCGAAGCCCAACUGGCUUGAGCGUCUCUUUGGGGGUGGCAAAGCUAGCUUUGCUGAUGAGUUGAGUCCUGAGGAGGAGAGCACAAAAAGCCAACACGUGCAGCAUUGCAAUCAGGUACUUGGAAGAUUCCAUAAAGGUGUGCUUCUUCUGGAUGAGGUGGAUCUGCUGUUGGACCCUCUGAAGAGUGAACUCAACUGGCCCACUGGUUUGAAGCAGCCGCUCGACCUCGAGGAUGCCAGGGAGAGCAAAGACCGUUUUGGUCUGCGCCACAAGCUCCCCUUCCACAUUUUGGACCUCGUGUUCGCCGCAUCGUGCAAGGUUCCCCUGGUGCAUUACGACGACCGCCGCGAGGCUCAGACCGCACUGACUGCGCUGAAAUCAAAAAUUGAGGAAGGAUGCCAGAAGCGGAUGUUGCAGUCUGUGCCGCAUCUCGUCGUGCUGUCGAAAGAAUUUUACAAGUCCGAGAUGCUGCCACACUUGGCUGACUGGACUGCGAUUUUCCUCGAGAAGCACGUGAACGGCCAGGUCGGAAGCACUGAGCUGCGGCGACUCCUACGAAGCCCAUACAAGUUGGAGGAGGGGAUAAAGGAGAAGCUCCGUGUUGCAGAUGAUGGGGUCUUGAAGCCUGUGAACUUGGCAGUUGAAUGGCUUCACGAGCUUCUUCCGCACGUUCUGAGCAAGGUGCAUCGGGUGUCAUAUGGCCUUCUGUCCGGCGGAGACCUGGAAAGUGCAUUGAAGCAGCGUGGCACUGCUCGCUCAAGGCUGAGGCUGGCUGUGCCUUUCGUGGGAAAAGAUCGGCCAAGUGAACAGUCUGAGUUUUCACAUCCAGAUGUCACCAUCGGCUUUACGAUCCUUGCCUACCGUUUCACGGGCCUGAGAGGGCCGCCCGAGGCAGGCGACUUGCGAGAGCUGUUGAAGGCGCUGCUUGACGAAAUGAAGAUUGAAAGCACAGUUCGCUAUCAUCGUCGAGCAGCUUGCUUGUCUUAUGUGGACAUGGUCUGCAAGGCUGGAGCACUCGUGCGGGGUUUCAGCUCCAGUGGAACAUGGCUUGAGGAUGUAAAGGACAAGGCUGUGCGGCGAAAAACUGGUCUUCAGGACCGCACAGUGACUGAAGAUGCUGCUAAGGAGAGUAGGUCCAGCCUUUGGCCGUUGGAAAUCUUGGAUCUUGCAGAUCCAGAGCAGAUGCGGGCAGUGUACGAUGUGGUCUGGGAGUCGCCUUUGGCUCUGGAGUACCUCUUUGAUCACUCCACCUUCUUGCCUGGCGCAGGCAUCAUCGAUGUAAACCCAAGCCAGUACAUGGCCUGCGGCCAGGAACUCGCCGGUCACCAGCUAUUUGGCUUGUGCUUCGGCUUCAGCGGAACUCCGAACGACCUGCUGCCGCAGGCGAUGGGCAAAUGUGCAUACGCAGAAGGCGACGAUGGCAAGAUCCUAGACACCCUCAGCAGGCGUGAGGUGGUUACCGUGCAGGAGGUGGAUGCUUGGAGUCCUCACUCGCUGUUGGACUUCAUAGCAAAGGCGAUAUCUUCAGACGGAAGGCCAAAAUACCACGCACUAAUUGACACUGGUGCCCUCAUCACGGGAAUGACCAACCGCGAGGUGGCCACGUAUCUCCUCCAGAAUGGUUUGAAAGGACUGGAGGGUGUCGUAUUCUUAAACAGCCUCGACGAGCGCAUGGUUCUUCUGCGGGACGGCAAGGAAGUGUCGUUAGCGCAGUGUGGACUGGGUUGGGAGAACAGGUUCUCCUUCUACGACCACGUGCACACCACAGGCAUGGACAUUAAGCAGCCAAUCAAGUGCACAGCUUGCCUCACGCUCAGCAAAGACAUGACAUUCCGCGACUAUGCACAAGGAGCCUACAGGAUGCGAGGAGUCGGUCAGGGUCAGUGCAUCGAGAUCCUGUUGAUUCCUGAAGUGGCGUCCUUGGCCAACAAGGUCCUUGCAAAGGCUGAAGGCGUUGAUUCGGCACAGCGCAUCAGUCGCGUACGAACGGGCAAGAACUGGGAACAACAGAUUCUGGUUGACAUCAUCGGGUGGUUGAUCGUGAAUGGUCUCGUCAAGGACUUGAAGAAAAGCCGUUUGUUGUGCCAGCAAAAUGCCAGAAAUUUGUGGAGACAGUACGCAACAGCCCACUUGGAAAGUGCUCCGUCUGAUGUGCACAGAUGGCUCAAGGACACCAAGACGAAAACUUGCUUGGAUUGUCUGCGAAACAGAAUUGAUUUCAACGUUUCGAACGCAGUGCCGGGCAGUCCACCACAGCCGCUGAAGGAGAAGCUGGUUCAGGAGUUUGAUGCCCUUCGUCGUGAUGGAAAUGUUUGGAGCGAAAGCGUAGUCCGCGAGGUCGAAGCGACCUUCCAGGGGAUCCUGGCCUCCUUGUCGCCGGAGAUGGAGAACGAAGGCCUGGAGGGCGGCCUCGAACUCGAUGGAGAGCAGGUGCAAGAGCAGGAACAGGAGCAAGAGCAGGAGCAGGAGCAGGAGCAAGAACAAGAAGAAGAGAUGGAGAUAGAGCAGGAACAAGAGCAAGUGCCGGAGGCUCCUGCAAGGCUUCAGUAUAGCCGAGAAGAUGAAGCGCCCAAACCGUGGCUGCUCAGGGCCUUGACGAAGGACUUGGCCUCUUCCGGGCUGCCCUUCUUUCCACUCACAGACUUCGCAGUCAACAAGGGAGUUCUGGGUGGCCAUGCCGAACCACUGAAAGGAUUGCCCGAGUUUAUCUGGCUCAGUGACAACUACUAUCGCAGGUCCUGGCGGUUGUCCUCGGUGCGACGCAUCAAGAACGUGAUAUGCUUUUUGGAAUGGGUGCCUGAUGCGGCCUCCCUGGCCACGCUUGCGGUGACAUCAAAAAUGACGGAGCGUCAACGCGAGCGCUUGGAAGAGGUAUACCGGUUGUACGACCAGGAUGGCGACGGAAAGAUCAAGGGUCAUGAGCUGCGUGCAUUCUUCCAGGCGCUGGACCUGGAUGAGGAAGGUGAGGAGAUCCAGAAGCGACAUCAUGGGUCUUUGUCGCUCAAGGAGAUCCAGGAGGAACUGACACGUGAGACGUUCUACCGCAUGCAGAAAGGGCGGCACUACGUCGUGUUGUCGCUGGAGGAGGCUGAGCACCUACGAGGCUCUAUGCAUCUCCUGGGCUCGGAUUGGCCCAGGAGCUGCGGCAUCGCUUUGCGAUGCCUUGGAAACUUAGAGUCCAAGCUGGAUUCAUCCUUGUUGGACGAACUGGGGCCGGUGACGGAGUCGGCUGAGCUUGGUUAUCAACUUGAGGUGGCAGAGCAGGUUCUUCGCUUUACCAACUCAGCGGCAAACUUCCAGGCACGUGAGCUCAGCAUCUUGCUGCGCUCCCUGCAGCGUACGGAGAUGCCAAAGCGAGCUCCAUGGUGGCUGGACAUCCGUGCAUGUAGGAGGCGGUCACAGCUCCCGUGGCAGCAGCUGCCACUCGCCAAGGUGUUUGCGGAGACCGAUGGACUGGAUGACCUCGCCGUGCGGGCAUUCCUCUCAAGAUUGAGCUGGGCGCUGGCUGGCAUGCGUUUGACCCCUGCAGAUGCAUUCAUGAAGCUGGACUCUGAUCGGAGUGGUUCAAUCGACCACAGAGAGCUGACAAAGGGCUUGGAGUGGCUUGGUCUUCGAAAGGCAGUAGCGAACAACACCCGCUGGGCAGAACACAUUGCCAAAAUCUUUCAGGUGAUGGAUGCCGACGGGGACGGCCUCUUGUCUUUGAACGACUUCAAGGGCGCCCUGGAGUUGGACGAGCAGGACUGGGAAAGCGUGCCUGCUGCGUCUGUCAUGCGACCAGGGAUGGACUUACCACUCUCGUCCCGACCCCCAAUGCCGACAGUCCUACAGCCAGCAGGUAAGGAGCCCGCCAAGCUGAGUCAGAGGGACACCAGGUGGCUGCCCAGUGGCCGCUUCCGCUUCAAGUGGCAGUCUCAUGGAGACUUCGGUGAAGUCUGGAACACGCAAGGCACUCUGGCAGAGAGGAAGUUGUCAAUAUGGAAGCCAACGAAACUUCGCUCCAAGAACCCCGACAUUCGAGGCCCGCAAGUGAAACAACGACUUUGUUUUGGUGAUGUCGCUGUCGCCGGCACCAAGAAGCCAGCACAUGUUGGUAUGCUGGAGGUUUUUGAUCAAGAAGAGAGUGGCUGGUUUCACUCAGGGGACUAUUCCGGCUUGGAAGCGUUUCUUCAAGCAGUUCUACCCCAUCCAGUGAGAUACCGGAAGGCAUGGUCUCAAGUUGCGGGCGAAAACCAGCUCUACCUUUGGAGGCCGAUUCCACCAUCGACCGACUUCGUCGCCAUAGGAUUGGUGGCAACGGAGGCGGAUUCGGAGCCGGAGGUGACACGCGUCCAUUGCAUUCCCAGGGACUGGACGCGGCAAGUUCCUGCAGAAGAAUUCUGGACGGAUGCGGGAACGGGCGGACAAGCGGCUAGAUUCUUUGUGUCUUCUUUCACCGAGUCGAAGCUUGGGGCCAUCUUCGAGGUGGCAGCAGGCUCUUCACAUUCACAAACCCCCGAGAUGCAUCAGCUUAAAGACUUCACGCACCAGGUGUUCGUGGAGAUGCCAAAGUCUCUCAGAACUCUCGACGAGAUGUUGCUCAAGUACAAAGGCACCUACAGCAAAACUGAGAUUGAAGCUUAUUUUCGUUCUGAGUGCCACCUGGCAAGCGAAGGCAAGCAGACCUCUGCCGUCGCAGCGGCCUUCGCAUCGAAGGACAGUUCGGAGAUCAACGGCCUGGAGCAGUGGCUGCGCGAAGUCGGAUACGAGCAGUCUUUUCAGAAGGUGGCCGACUGGUGUCAUGAGAAUGGGGCCGUGCUUUUGGAAGAGGUCCAAGAGAAUUGGGAGCAAGUCAAAAGCGACCUGGGAUUGGAACGUGGCUCUGGCACUCACGAUGAACAGGCGUUCCAAGUGCCCGGGUUGUCGGCAUGGUUAGAAGAAAUUGAACUGGAGGAUUAUUUGGAAGAUGUCUUGGAAUGGUGUCAUCAGCAUGGUGUUCGCGCUCUGAAGGAGAUCCAGACGAGAUGGGAAGACAUUCUACAAGAGUUAAAGCUCAAAACUGCCAAAGAGCAGUUGCCUGGAAAGCGUGUUUCAGUUCGUGUUCUGAAAGGCAAAUGGCAGGGAAGCUACAUGGCACAGGUAUUGGAAGUUGCUGCGACAGGUAUUCAGAUUCGACAUUUGGAGGAUGACUUUGAAGAGACAUUGCCGCUGGAUGCGCUCGGUGGGGGGAAGUACUUGCUCGAACCUGUGGAUUCCGACGAGGAAGUCACGGGCGACGUGCAGGAGCUACUCCGGACAGGGCGACUGCGUGUUGAUGCAACAGGUGCAGGUUUGCAGCUCCGUUGGGUCAAGUUGGGUUAUGCCGUGGACAAGGUCCACAAAGGUUACAUGAUCGGGCACGACACCUACAAACUAACCAGGCGCACCUACGCUUUUCCAAUGGCAGAACACCUUUCACAAGUGACCAGCAGGGCGUCCUUCGCGGCAAAGCGUUCCUCCGUGGCACAUGCAGCAUGGAGCCACGUGGAAGCCCGUCGCAUCUCUGUACUGACCAAGAACGACCUCCAGCACUUUAUUUCGCAGAGCGCAGAGCAGAUCAGGGGCGCUCGCCAAGUUGUGCUAAACGAAUCGGUGCACCCAAUUCGGUUGAACGGAAGCCUGGGCAAGAUGAUAUACGUGAAGGCGAUGUGGUCCUCGCAGUUGGUGGCUCGCUACUGGCAGGGUUGGGCCGAGGAGCGAGGAUUGAUAACAGCAACUAGCUUGGCACCAGAGAGGCCCAUUACAGGGCUUGCAGAUGUUGCAAAGGAUGGCGAAGCAGGAAAGAACCAGAGCCCUUUCGGCCCCGGCGGAAUAUAUCAUGAGAAGCAGGUCGGCUCCCUCUGCGCUAUUCACUGUGUGAACAAUAUGUUCCAGGGGCCGCUGUACGAAGACCAUGAUUUCAGGUCCGUUGCGAGAGUGCUGGACGAGCGGGAACGAAGCUUAAUGAAAGGUGAAGACUUAGAUUUUGGCAAUGCUCGCUAUGAUGGCUUCUACAACGUUCAGGUCAUGCAGGAAGUGCUGCGAAGGGCGGGAUACGAGAUGACCUCUGUCUCGGCCGAGGCUGCUAAAGAAUGUGUGGAAAGAGCUAAGGAGAAGGCAUUCAUCUUGAAUAAGCAAGAGCAUUGGUUCUGCGUGCGGCGGCUUGGUCAGGAGUGGUUCGACCUUAACAGCUGCAUGUCCGUGCCCAAGCACUACACCGAUCGUGAUCUCGAGUGGCUUAUCAAAGAGGCAGUCAGUGAUGGUUACGGCGUCUUUCGUGUCACUGGAGAGUUCCCUUCGUGUGCUUUGGAAGAAGAUCACAAGAAGCUGGUCGAGGCAAAGGAAGGUUGUGGUGGACCACGAACCGGCUACAGCUUAUAUGCUGGCUCUGGGCAAACUUUGUCAAGUCCGGGUGCAAAAGCUCCUGCUGCCCCACCGUCGGAUGCCGCUGCACUGCGGGCUGCCAGGCUAGCUCGAUUGGGAGGAGGUGCGGCCCCUUCUCCUCCUGCAUGA